This is a messenger RNA of Eruca vesicaria subsp. sativa (arugula), 1813 nucleotides long. The record is from the annotation of a GenBank genome assembly. NCBI's taxonomy places the organism in Eukaryota, Viridiplantae, Streptophyta, Magnoliopsida, Brassicales, Brassicaceae.
GGAAUGGCUAGAGUGUACAUGGAGAGGGUGAUAGAGAGAUGCGUCACUGUGUCACACAUGAAACAGGUCCAUUCUCAUUUCGUGACCGCCGGCCAUUUCCAGUCUUCCUAUCUCCGCUCUCGCCUCCUCGAGCGCUGCGCGAUUUCUCCAUUCGGAGACCUCUCCUUGGCCGUACAGAUUUUCCGUCGCAUCCCUAAACCUUUAACCAAUGACUGGAACGCAAUCAUCCGCGGAUACGCCUCGAGUUCUCAGCCGUCGCUCGCGUUUUCAUGGUAUCGCUCCAUGUUGUCGCAAUGUAGAGUCGACGCUCUCACUUGCUCUUUCACUUUAAAAGCUUGCGCUCGUGCUCUCUGCUCUUCCGCCACUCCCCAGCUUCACGCUCAGAUUAACCGUCGUGGGUUAUUCGCAGACGCGCUUCUCUGCACCACUUUGCUCGAUGCUUACUCUAAAAACGGAGAUUUGAUAUGCGCGCAUAAGCUGUUCGACGAAAUGCCUGUGAGAGAUGUUGCGUCAUGGAAUGCUUUGAUCGCUGGAUUAGCGUCUGGGAAUCGAGCUCACGAGGCAUUGGAGCUGUAUAAACGAAUGGAAUUGGAAGGAGUUCAAAGAAAUGAAGUAACUCUUGUUGCUGCUCUGGGAGCUUGUUCUCACUUGGGUGCUAUCAAGGAAGGUGAGAAGAUCCAUGGCUACGUAAAAGACUCAAACUUGGAUCGAAACGUGAUUGUCAGCAACGCCACCAUCGAUAUGUAUACCAAAUGCGGGUUUGUCGAUAAAGCUUUUCAAGUGUUCCAUCAGUUCACAAGCAAUAAGAGCGUUGUUACGUGGAACACUAUGAUCAUGGGGUUUGCUGUGCACGGAGAAGCGCACAAAGCCUUAGAGAUCUUCCAUAAACUUGAGCACAACACCAUCAAGCCUGAUGAUGUCUCCUACUUAGCCGCUCUAACUGCGUGCAGACACGCCGGAUUAGUGGAGUACGGUACAUCAAUAUUCAACAACAUGGCUUGUAACGGAGUCGAGCCUAACAUGAAGCAUUACGGUUGUGUGGUUGAUCUGUUAGGCCGUGCAGGAAAGCUGAGAGAAGCUCACGACAUUAUAUGCUCCAUGUCAAUGGUUCCGGAUCCUAUUUUAUGGCAAAGCCUUCUUGGCGCUUCAGAGAUUCACAAGAACGUGGAAAUGGCUGAGAUAGCUUCUAAGAAAUUGAUUGAGUUGGGUGUUAACAACGACGGGGAUUUCGUGUUGCUCUCCAACAUUUAUGCAGCGCAGGGACGGUGGAAGGACGUAGGACGAGUUAGAAAUGAUAUGGAGACCAAGCAAGUGAAGAAGAUUCCCGGUCUCAGCUACAUAGAAGCUGAAGGAACAAUACAUAAAUUCUACAACAGCGAUAAGAGACAUGAACAGUGGAGAGAGAUUUAUGAGAAGAUUGAUGAGAUCAGGUUCAAGAUAAGGGAAGACGGUUACGUAGCGCAGACGGGACUUGUGUUGCACGACAUUGGAGAGGAAGAGAAAGAGAACGCUUUGUGUUAUCACAGCGAGAAAUUGGCGGUGGCUUAUGGAUUGAUGAUGGUGGAAGGUGUGGGAGAGGAGACUCCCGUUAGGGUUAUAAAGAACUUGAGGAUUUGUGGGGACUGUCAUGUUGUCUUCAAACAUAUCUCAAAGAUUUAUAAGAGAGAGAUCAUUGUUAGGGAUCGAGUUCGGUUUCAUAGGUUCAAAGAUGGUUCUUGUUCUUGCAAUGAUUAUUGGUGACAUUAUAAUAUCAAGAGGCCAUAAUGAUUAUUAUCUAUCAGAAUGAUUAUUAGAAUUCCUAAUAAGAUUUUGC